CCGGCGUGCUCCGCGUCCCGAGGCCAGAAGGGCCCGGAUGCGGAACCAGAUGUGGUGUGGUGCUCCCGCGCCGAAGCGCCGGGGAGAUGGCCACGGGGACUGACCAGGUGGUGGGACUCGGCCUCGUCGCUGUUAGCCUGAUAAUCUUCACCUACUACACCGCCUGGGUAAUUCUCUUGCCAUUCAUCGACAGUCAGCAUGUCAUCCACAAGUAUUUCCUGCCCCGAGCCUAUGCUGUUGCCAUCCCACUGGCCGCUGGUCUCCUGCUGCUCCUGUUUGUGGGACUGUUCAUCACCUACGUGAUGCUGAAGAACCAGAAGGUGACCAAAAAGGCUCAGUGAAGGCCCAGCAGGGAUGAGGCUGCCAGCCCCUUCUCUGCUUCUUCUCCAGGGUAGACCAAGGGUGGGAGCCCACAGGACCCAUGCAGGCACCCCUGUGGGAUGGAGCUGCUCAGGACUCACCCUGACUGGCCAGAGCCCCUGCUCCUCCCCUGCUCACUCUUCCAGAAACCAGGAGGAAGGUGUACCUGAAAGUUCCCCUCUCACCCCUUCUGGCUCAGGAUCUGAAAGAUGCUGGCCCUCCCCACCUCACCUUCAGACUCUUGGUUACUUUUUCCUAUGGGUUCUGCACUCUUGCCUCAGUUUCCCUCCUGUCACAUGCUGUUGUUGGAUUUGGCAGGUUCUGGGGCAUCAUGUGACCUCUCCCCACAUGUCCUGCUCUUCCUCCAAGGCAGCUUUCCUGGGUCUGACAUAGCCCCAGACCCCACAGGAUUUCUGGACCUGGAAAGCCUAGGGCUCACAGGCCCCAGGAGCACCUCCAGGCCUCAGGGCACAUUAGGGUGGCCACACCAGGCCCCCAGAUCGACCGCUUCUUGUGGAGGGCCAGCCCCCCAGGCCCAGUCCCCCAGCCCCAGUACUGGCUUGUUGGGGAGAGCUGAACAAUAAAUGUUGAUCGUGUGUU
Molecule: messenger RNA, 960 nt
Organism: Vicugna pacos (alpaca)
Lineage: Eukaryota; Metazoa; Chordata; Mammalia; Artiodactyla; Camelidae
Gene: DPM2
Product: dolichyl-phosphate mannosyltransferase subunit 2, regulatory
Biological process (GO): GPI anchor biosynthetic process; dolichol phosphate mannose biosynthetic process
Cellular component (GO): endoplasmic reticulum membrane; dolichol-phosphate-mannose synthase complex
Molecular function (GO): enzyme regulator activity
Source: RefSeq, a predicted model, not a curated record